Rubroshorea leprosula is the source of this 850-nucleotide messenger RNA. The record is from the annotation of a GenBank genome assembly. NCBI's taxonomy places the organism in Eukaryota, Viridiplantae, Streptophyta, Magnoliopsida, Malvales, Dipterocarpaceae.
AACUUGUUCCUAAGGAUCCUGCAUCAUAUGAUCAAGUUGAAAAAAAGAAAUUGCAGAUAAAUGCUCAAGCUAAAAAUGCAUUAUAUUUUGUGCUUUACAUGCUAGUGAAUAUGAUAGAAUUAGUGCAUGUGAUUCUGCUAAGGAAAUGUGGGAUAAAUUACAAGUGGCUCAUGAAGGAACUAAUGAAGUCAAGAAAUCAAAAAUUAACAUGUUGGUUAAAAAAUAUGAGCUGUUCAAAAUGAAAUCAGAUGAUGACAUUAAAGACAUGUUUACUCGUUUCACCAAAAUCACAAAUGAAUUAAAGCUUUUUGAUAGGGUGCUUUUAGAGGAAGAUAAGGUCAGAAAAAUUCUUCGCUCCUUGCUAAAAUCUUGGAGUUCAAUCAAGAUGACAAUAGAAGAAGCUCAUGAUUUAAGUGUCAUGACUGUUGAGAUGCUGCAAGGGAAGCUUCUUACACAUGAAAUGGCCAUGAAAAAUGAUGAAAGUGAUGAUGAUUCUCGGAAGAAGAAAUCUGUAGCCUUCAAAAGCUCCUCCAAAGAUGAAAGUGACAGUGAUGAAGAGGAUGAUGAAGAAUUUAUAGUGCUUGCUCGAAAGUUUAAGAGUUUCCUAAGGAAAGACAAGCUGAAGAAUUAAGGACAACAAAAAAAAAAAUUACAAAAGCGGUAAAGGAAAGGGAGAAAGCAGUAAAAAGGAUGAAAUUAUCUGCUACAAAUGUAAGAAGGCUGGACAUAUUAAAUUUGAGUGUCCAAACAAUGGUGAAAAAAGUCUAAAAGCCAAAAAGAAAAAGAAGGCAAUGGUUGCCACAUGGAGCUGCAGUGAGGACUCAUCUUCUAGUAAAGAAGUAAGUGACAU